Messenger RNA from Ochlerotatus camptorhynchus, 489 nucleotides. RefSeq lists its product as uncharacterized. Lineage: Eukaryota; Metazoa; Arthropoda; Insecta; Diptera; Culicidae. The coding region runs from base 1 to 489 and encodes 162 amino acids. The record is from RefSeq and is a predicted model, not a curated record. The transcript has a single exon.
AUGUUGGCAACCGAGGUGAUCGACAUUAUUGGUAACUGGAAGCAAGGAGCGAAGCUGCAGAUAGUCCACCACAAAACGGAAGUGCAAUUGGUAAGUCACAUCACAGCGUGCGUAGAAAUACCUGGGAUGAUCGAUGACCGACUAAACUUCAAUAGCCACGUCGAAUAUGCCUGUGAGAAGCCUUCGAAGGCUAUCAACGCGAUACCUAUAAUCAUGCCGAACAACUCUGGUCCCAGCAGUAGCAGUGUGUCGUCGUCGAUACUGAGGUAUGGAGGUCCAGCCUGGGUUUCAGCGCUGGAAACCAAGCAGAACCAAAACAAACUGAGCGGUACGUUCCGGCUCAUGGCCAUGCGAGUCGUGAGUGCGUACAGAACUAUCUCGUCGGAAGCAGUAUGCGUUAUCGCCGGAAUGAUCCCUAUCGGCAUCACCCUCGCGGAGGACAGCGGUGCUACAGGUGGAGAGAAGCCAGAAGAGUACGGAAAGUGGUGA